Molecule: messenger RNA, 1339 nt
Organism: Jaculus jaculus (lesser Egyptian jerboa)
Lineage: Eukaryota; Metazoa; Chordata; Mammalia; Rodentia; Dipodidae
Gene: Rab9a
Product: RAB9A, member RAS oncogene family
Exons: 4
Coding region: 284-889 (201 amino acids)
Biological process (GO): Rab protein signal transduction; retrograde transport, endosome to Golgi
Cellular component (GO): phagocytic vesicle; late endosome; lysosome
Molecular function (GO): GTP binding; GTPase activity
Source: RefSeq, a predicted model, not a curated record
UUCCCUCCGCCCCAGACGGGAGCAGUCGGAGCUUGGGUAGCUCGGUGGACGCCACCUAGCCCCUGACCCUCUUUCUGCCCAUAUUGCAUCCAGGCGUACUGGCCAACAGCUCCCGGGGUGUCCUCCGCGAGUCGGUAAGAAAAUUGCUGUACUCCUAAUGAGCCUGGCACUGUGGUACAUUUGUGUGCCAUCAUCUGAGUGAAUUUUUUCAGCGACCCUUUGAGAUAAUGAUGCUUGGACUGAACUACUAAGGGUUCUGAAGUGAAAAGUCCUAACAGUGAUAAUGGCAGGAAAAUCAUCACUUUUUAAAGUAAUUCUCCUUGGAGAUGGUGGAGUUGGGAAGAGUUCUCUUAUGAACAGAUAUGUAACCAAUAAGUUUGAUGCCCAACUCUUCCAUACAAUAGGUGUGGAAUUCUUAAAUAAAGAUUUGGAGGUGGAUGGACAUUUCGUUACCAUGCAGAUUUGGGAUACAGCUGGUCAAGAGCGAUUCCGAAGUCUGAGGACACCAUUUUAUAGAGGUUCUGAUUGUUGCCUGCUUACUUUCAGUGUCGAUGAUUCACAGAGCUUCCAGAAUUUGAGCAACUGGAAGAAAGAAUUUAUAUAUUAUGCCAAUGUAAAAGAGCCAGAAAGCUUUCCUUUUGUGAUUUUGGGCAACAAGGUCGAUAUAAGUGAACGGCAGGUGUCUUUAGAAGAAGCCCAAGCCUGGUGCAGGGACAACGGUGACUAUCCUUACUUUGAAACAAGUGCAAAAGAUGCCACCAAUGUUGCAGCAGCCUUUGAGGAGGCAGUUCGAAGAGUUCUGGCUACUGAAGAUAGGUCAGAUCACCUGAUUCAGACAGACACCGUCAACCUGCACCGAAAGCCCAAGCCCAACUCAUCUUGCUGUUGAUCACUAAAGAUACUGUCAGUGCAUUCUAACCAACUCACACAUGCACAAACAGUAAGCAUGAGGGUGGGUAUGAGUAGUGUCUGCAGCAAUGUUCAUCUACUAAUAAAAUUCAAUUAGUGCAUAUUUGCUGCUUCAUUAGUUGGUGGGAGAAGGGGCACAUUCACUAUGGAAGAAUCUAUUUACUCAGUAAUGGUAUCUUACAUUUAUACAUUGUAAUGGUUAUCUAAUGUUCCUUUAAUUUAAAACAUUAGAGCUAAUAAAUAAGAUGACCAAGAAUUUAAUUGUAAUUCAAACAUAAACUUGACUAUUCUAGAAGUUAGACUUAGAUUCCCCCCCCCCCGGAAAAUGGAGAACUACUUUUAUAUGUGUAUAUUUUUAUGUAAUUAGCAUUCUAUUCUUGGUUCAGGGAAAUCAAUUCCUACAGCAAUAAUAUUAAAGAUUAAAAUCUGA